AUGGGAAUGAUGGCGAUGGUGAUGGUGAUGGUGCUGGUGAUGGUGAUGGUGAUGGUGAUUGAUGACGAUGACGAUGACGAUGACGACGAUGACGACGAUGAUGAUGAUUAUGAUGAGAAUCAGCUGAUUCUGAUUCUGAUUCUGAUGUUGAUGUUGAUGUUGAUGUUUGUGUCUGCGGGCCAGCUGCCUGGGACGCCCAUCCGGCGGGGGCGGCCGACCUGGGACGACAGGCAUCACCUCUUGUAUUCCACCGUGAACGAUCGGAUGCAGCGGAACGUGCGGUGCUACUUUGAUCGACCUCGGGACAUCGACGCCUAUGGUACGCGCUAUGACAAGCCCCUCAGGACGGGCGCGGGUGCGGAUUAA
Molecule: messenger RNA, 366 nt
Organism: Effrenium voratum
Lineage: Eukaryota; Dinophyceae; Suessiales; Symbiodiniaceae
Source: the annotation of a GenBank genome assembly